Messenger RNA from Menidia menidia (Atlantic silverside), 936 nucleotides. Lineage: Eukaryota; Metazoa; Chordata; Actinopteri; Atheriniformes; Atherinopsidae. The record is from the annotation of a GenBank genome assembly.
AUGAAUAUCUCUAACAUUUUUAUAGAUGUACCAUCAAGUCCAUACUCAGUUCGUCUGUCAGCCGUCUCCCAGCGCUUGGCAACUGUCACAUUCAUGAAGCCAGACUCUCACGGAGGUGUUCCCAUCAGCUACUAUUUGGUGCAGUAUAAGGAGAUGGGCUCCCAAGACUGGAGGGACAUCAAGUCACACAGUGUCCAGACCACAGUGGUGCUGACGGGACUGGAGCCCAACACCACGUAUGAGGUCCGAGUGGCAGCUGUCAAUGGAAAAGGUCAAGGAGAAUUCAGCCACAUGGAAACCUUCCAGACUUUACCAAUCCGUGAGCCAAGUCCACCAGCGGUCCAUGGGCAGAGAGGGAUGGGCAAGGACUACCGACUGGGGCUGGUCAAGCAGGAUGAUGGAGGGAUGCCUAUUGUGGAGUAUAUAGUCAAGUACAAAACAGACAAAGAGGAACAGUGGAUGACCAAACUGGUCCCAGGGGCCAAUGAUUUUGCUCUGCUGCAGCCGCUGCAGUGGAACACAAGAUAUGAAGUGGAAAUCACAGCACGCAACGUCAAGGGGUUGUCAGAGCCCACUUUCUAUCAGUUCUUCAUGCCACAGAAACCUGACAUUACAGAAUCCCUGUUCAGCGGCCUGGGGCUCGGUGCGGUGGUGGGCCUCGGCCUUGGAGCUCUGCUGCUGCUCCUGGUGCUGGUGGACAUCAGCUGCUUCUUCCUGCGCCACUGCGGCCUGCUGAUGUGCAUAACGCGCACUCUCUGCAGCAAGAAAACAGCCACGAGUGGCAAAGGCAAAGAAAUGGAGGAGGGCAAGGCUGCCUACCUGAAGCUACCGCUGAAGGAAGAAAAUGGCAAAGAGUCUCUCAAGCCGGAUACGAUUGAAAUCAAGGUGCACGGCGACAACAGCUUCCACAUAAAGCCAGACGACAGUAAAGCGUAA